Messenger RNA from Myotis myotis, 5055 nucleotides. RefSeq names its product zinc finger SWIM-type containing 6 (gene ZSWIM6). Lineage: Eukaryota; Metazoa; Chordata; Mammalia; Chiroptera; Vespertilionidae. Gene Ontology annotation, molecular function: zinc ion binding. The transcript is spliced from 13 exons. Gene Ontology annotation, cellular component: Cul2-RING ubiquitin ligase complex. The record is from RefSeq and is a predicted model, not a curated record. The coding region runs from base 1020 to 4574 and encodes 1184 amino acids.
GAGCACCCCGGGACUGUAGCGGUGUCUUAUCGGCGAGGCCGCGGGGGUGAUGAGAGCCAGUUCAAGUUCCCCAGCUCCACGCAGGGAUGAGGGAGCGCAAGGGCGGGGCUGCCACGGUGCCCGCUCGGAACGCCCGUCGCCCAGUUGCGGGGUAGGUUCCGAGCGCUCUGCGCGUUUUCGGACACUUUGGCUGGCUCGGCCCCCAGCCCAGCCACCAGGACAGAGCGGACAUUGGGCUCGGAGCCGCGUGCGCUGCAGCCACACGGGGCAGCGGAGCGGGCGCUCUCCUUCCCUACCCGGAUCUGCAAAAGUGAAGUGGAAAACAGCCGCCGAGUGCAGCCUCCUCCCUCUUCCCAGGCGCCGCAGCCCUGGCUGGGGGUUGAGGGGGAGUUCCCCCGGGCUAGCUGGAGGGGAAGCGGGCAGCCCGGCGGCUACAGCCGCACCUCCUCCGCCUUCCUCUCCACCCCCAUCCCCUGGGCUCCACGCCGCAUUUCUUUGUUUUGAAAGCGCCUCCUCCGCCCAAAGGCUUUUCCCCCCGGCGGGCAGGCUUUGACGGAGGGUGGGGCCUCGGCCCGCGGGCCCCGCCCCCCACUUAGCAGGACCUCUGCCCAGGCUCACCCCCCAUUUCCCGUCUUCUCCCCGCUGUGACCCACGAGGCGCGUCCUCACUUGCCGGACAUCAAAAGAAGGCAGGGAAUUGGAAAGGGAAGUGGAGUAGCAGGGGGCGCAGAGACCCACCCACCUUGGGCCAGGUCCGGAGGCCCGUCCCCUCCCGCGGGAAUCCCACCUGAGCCCCGCCCCCCGCCUCGCAGCGGCCGAACAACCUCACAGCCGGCGAGCGCCCAGCCCCGCCGCCCCCGCUACCCCCGUGUCGGCCGAGUGCUCUAUUUAUGUUUGAGCCCAGCGAUUUGCAUAGCCCAGCCCCCGGCCCUAGGUCCCCCUAUCGGCGCUCCGCCUCAGCCCUGACGUCACUGUGGAGGCCCAACCUCUUGGGCCCAUACAAGGAGCGGCGGGCCCUAGAUGGCAGCGUGGCGUCGCGGCGGCGUGUGCGUGUCGCGCUUCCUUGUGCCGUUUAUAGGGUCCCGGCACUUCCGCUGUCGGGUUAGAAGCGACGCGGUCAUGGCGGAGCGCGGACAGCAGCCUCCUCCCGCAAAACGGCUGUGCUGCCGGCCGGGCGGCGGCGGCGGAGGCAGCAGCGGCGGCGGCGGAGCGGGUGGCGGCUACAGCUCUGCCUGUCGGCCCGGCCCGCGGGCGGGCGGCGCGGUGGCGGCGGCGUGCGGGGGCGGCGCGGCGCUGGGGUUGCUGCCGCCGGGCAAGACCCAGAGCCCCGAGUCGCUGCUGGACAUCGCGGCGCGCAAGGUGGCGGAGAAGUGGCCGUUCCAGCGCGUGGAAGAGCGCUUUGAGCGCAUCCCGGAGCCGGUGCAGCGCCGCAUCGUCUACUGGUCCUUUCCCCGCAGCGAGCGGGAGAUCUGCAUGUACUCGUCCUUCAACACCGGCAGCGGCGCCGCGGGCGGCCCCGGCGACGACAGCGGCGGCCCCGCCGGCGCGGGCGGCGGCGCGGGCGGCGCGGGCAGCGGCAGCUCGUCGUCUUCUCCCGCGGCCACCUCAACGGCCGCCGCCGGAGCCGGAGCCGGGGCUCCGUCGGUGGGGGCGGCCGGGACGGCGGACGGCGGCGACGAGACCCGGCUGCCCUUCCGCCGGGGCAUCGCGCUGUUGGAGAGUGGCUGCGUCGACAACGUCCUGCAAGUCGGUUUCCACUUGAGUGGCACAGUAACAGAACCUGCAAUACAAUCGGAGCCAGAAACUGUUUGCAACGUGGCCAUCAGCUUUGAUCGUUGCAAGAUUACCUCAGUGACCUGCAGCUGUGGAAACAAGGACAUAUUUUAUUGUGCCCAUGUUGUGGCACUGUCUUUAUAUCGCAUUCGCAAGCCAGAUCAGGUCAAAUUACAUCUUCCCAUUUCAGAAACUCUCUUUCAAAUGAAUAGAGACCAACUACAAAAGUUUGUACAGUAUUUGAUCACAGUGCACCACACAGAAGUUUUGCCAACUGCUCAGAAAUUAGCAGAUGAAAUUCUAUCCCAGAAUUCAGAAAUUAACCAAGUUCAUGGUGCUCCUGAUCCAACAGCAGGUGCUAGUAUAGAUGAUGAAAACUGCUGGCACUUAGAUGAAGAGCAGGUUCAAGAACAGGUUAAACUGUUCCUUUCCCAGGGCGGGUACCACGGAUCAGGGAAGCAGCUUAAUUUGCUCUUUGCAAAGGUUCGGGAGAUGCUGAAGAUGAGGGACUCUAAUGGGGCCCGCAUGUUGACCUUGAUAACAGAGCAAUUCAUGGCUGAUCCUCGUCUGUCACUUUGGAGGCAACAAGGCACUGCGAUGACUGACAAAUACAGGCAGCUCUGGGAUGAACUGGGUGCUCUGUGGAUGUGUAUAGUUUUAAAUCCCCACUGCAAGUUGGAACAGAAGGCUAGUUGGCUAAAACAGCUGAAAAAGUGGAACAGUGUUGAUGUCUGUCCAUGGGAAGAUGGAAAUCAUGGCAGUGAAUUACCCAACUUAACCAACGCUCUGCCUCAGGGUGCAAAUGUCAACCAAGAUUCAUCGAACAGGCCACAUCGGACAGUGUUCACCCGAGCCAUCGAGGCAUGCGAUCUCCACUGGCAGGAUAGCCACUUGCAGCACAUUAUCAGCAGUGACCUAUACACCAACUACUGUUACCAUGACGACACUGAAAACUCCCUCUUUGACUCCCGUGGGUGGCCCCUCUGGCAUGAGCUACCCCAUAAAAGCAUAACCUUGAUAACCAAUCUGGAGGGCUGGGUUGGACACCCUCUGGACCCUGUGGGCACUCUUUUCAGCAGCCUUAUGGAAGCCUGCCACAUGGACGAUGAAAGCUUCCCUGGAUUCUCCAGUUUCACAGAGAAUAUGGGACAGUGCAAAUCUCUGGAAUACCAGCAUCUACCUGCACACAAAUUCUUAGAAGAAGGGGAAUCCUAUUUAACACUAGCUGUGGAGGUAGCCCUGAUAGGGCUGGGACAGCAGCGUAUCAUGCCUGAUGGGCUGUACACACAAGAGAAGGUUUGCCGGAAUGAGGAGCAGCUCAUUUCUAAACUUCAGGAAAUUGAAUUGGAUGACACACUGGUGAAAAUUUUUCGAAAGCAAGCAGUCUUCCUAUUAGAAGCCGGACCAUAUAGUGGUUUAGGCGAAAUAAUCCAUCGGGAGAGCGUUCCAAUGCACACAUUUGCCAAGUAUCUCUUCACCUCUCUCCUACCUCAUGAUGCUGAAUUGGCAUACAAAAUUGCACUGAGAGCAAUGCGGUUACUAGUAUUGGAAUCUGCUGCUCCAGCAGGAGACCUCACCCGCCCACACCACAUUGCGUCAGUUGUUCCCAACCGAUACCCUCGUUGGUUCACUUUAAGCCACAUAGAAUCCCAGCAGUGUGAGCUGGCGUCCACCAUGCUAACUGCAGCCAAAGGCGAUGUUCGGAGGCUGGAAACAGUAUUAGAAUCCAUCCAGAAAAACAUUCACUCCUCAUCCCACAUCUUCAAGCUUGCCCAGGAUGCAUUUAAAAUAGCAACUCUCAUGGACACUUUGCCAGACAUCACUCUUUUGAAAGUGUCUCUGGAGCUGGGCCUGCAGGUUAUGCGAAUGACACUGUCAACCUUAAAUUGGCGACGGCGGGAGAUGGUCAGAUGGCUGGUAACAUGUGCUACUGAAGUGGGUGUUUAUGCCCUAGACAGCAUCAUGCAGAGCUGGUUUACGCUUUUUACUCCCACCGAGGCCACAAGUAUAGUUGCAACCACGGUGAUGUCCAACAGCACCAUUGUCCGCCUCCACCUGGACUGCCAUCAGCAGGAAAAGCUGGCCAGCAGUGCUCGGACACUCGCAUUGCAGUGUGCCAUGAAGGACCCUCAGAACUGCGCCCUCUCCGCACUCACCCUAUGUGAAAAGGAUCACAUAGCCUUUGAGACGGCGUACCAAAUUGUUCUCGACGCUGCUACCACCGGCAUGAGCUACACCCAGCUCUUCACGAUAGCACGGUACAUGGAGCACCGCGGGUACCCCAUGAGGGCCUACAAGCUGGCCACCCUGGCCAUGACCCAUCUCAACCUGAGCUACAAUCAGGACACGCACCCUGCCAUUAAUGACGUUUUGUGGGCCUGUGCGCUCAGCCACUCCCUCGGUAAAAACGAGCUUGCAGCUAUAAUACCUCUGGUGGUCAAGAGUGUCAAGUGUGCAACGGUACUGUCAGACAUUUUGCGCAGGUGCACUCUGACCACCCCUGGCAUGGUGGGACUUCAUGGAAGGAGGAACUCUGGUAAGCUCAUGUCCCUGGACAAAGCCCCCUUGAGGCAGCUCCUGGACGCCACGAUCGGGGCUUACAUCAACACAACGCACUCGCGACUCACCCACAUCAGUCCUCGGCACUAUAGCGAGUUCAUAGAGUUCCUCAGCAAGGCCCGAGAGACCUUCCUAAUGGCGCAUGACGGACACAUUCAGUUUACGCAGUUUAUUGACAACCUGAAACAAAUCUACAAAGGCAAAAAGAAACUGAUGAUGUUGGUUCGGGAGAGGUUUGGUUGAUAGAACUUGUAUGAAUGGGGUGGGGGUGGGGGUGGGAGGGAUGGUUUGUUUUUACUUGAGCCUGCCUUUGUAUCCUUUUUAACUUAAAGAACAGAGCCACACCGGUAUUAUAUGUGUAUAGUUCUAUUGCGUUUGCAGACUAAAUUGUCAUGUUGUGAAAGUUCGUGUGUUCUUAAUUUUUUUCUACCCUUUCUCUUAUCUUCUUUCCUUUUACUUUAUUAUAUUUUUUAAUUCUUUUUUUUUUUUUUUUUUUUUGUAUGAGAGAGACGUUAAAAAGGUUUGGUUUACACUGAGUAUAUGUUGUCAAGUGGCAAAAGUCCACAUAGCUCUCCUGUUUUCUGUAUACGUUCACAGCCUCAAAAAAAAAUAAUUGAAAUGGCUUUAAAAACCAAACAGAACACCUCCAUCCUGUGAUAAGUACCUCGAAUGGAUUCAGCUUUACUCCUUUGUAACUCAUCUUUACAUUUUCAGCAUAUUUAAA